Messenger RNA from Musa acuminata AAA Group (dessert banana), 1310 nucleotides. Its product is annotated as heavy metal-associated isoprenylated plant protein 39-like. The record is from RefSeq and is a predicted model, not a curated record. The transcript has 3 exons. NCBI's taxonomy places the organism in Eukaryota, Viridiplantae, Streptophyta, Magnoliopsida, Zingiberales, Musaceae. The coding region runs from base 576 to 1082 and encodes 168 amino acids. Gene Ontology annotation, molecular function: metal ion binding.
UCGACCUUUCCUGGUUUGGGACGAAACUUCUUUCGCUCUAUACCCUAUUCCGUUCCGACACUCUGGCAUCCCGAUAGAAAGUCCCUUUCGGGCUUACCCAACGAAGCCACUUCCGAGCCCUCAAGGCGUAUAAAGUACAAGUAUGCUGCUAAAGCUUUCUGGUGAUAUGCCCUCUGUAGAAUCGUGUCAAGCUAAGGAUGGAGUGAUAAUCGAAGAGAUGCAUGACGAAUGAGAGAGAAGGAGAGAAUAAGAAGGCUUAGCAAGAGAACGAUCGAGACCAUGCCAUCGUCCACCUACCUUGCAGAAUAGGAUGACGAAUGAGGUGACAAGGAGGUACCUUUUUCUCGCUCCACACCACGCAAAAUACAGUCGCCCCCCCCUAUAAUUCUCCCGUUCGUGUCGCUCCAUUUUGCGUAGGAGACCUGCCUACUUGGAUCUCCAUCGCCGUUUCCUCUGCCGCCUUUCCCUUCCCUUCCUUGGAUCACUUUUCUUCUUCUCCAAACAAAUACCUCCACCCCUCUCUGCCUCUCCUUCUCUUGGUCAUUCGCAUCUGCAAUUUGUGGCUGCUUCAAGGGAUGAAGAAAAUUGUGUUGAAAUUGGACUUGCAUGAUGAUAAGGAAAAGCAGAAGGCCAUGAAGACUGUCUCUACCCUUCAAGGGAUCGAUUCCAUUGCGAUGGAUAUGAAAGAGAAGAAGAUGACGGUGAUCGGAUCCGUCGAUCCCGUGAGCGUCGUGAGCAAAUUGAGAAAAUUCUGGCACACCAACAUAGUCUCAGUUGGACCUGCGAAGGAGGAGAAGGAGGAGCCUAAGAAGGAGGAACCCAAGAAGGAGGAACCCAAGGAGGAGCCCAAGAAGGAGGAACCCAAGAAGGCGGAGGAGAAGAAAGAGGAACCCAAGAAAGAGGAGAAGAAGGAAGAAAAGGAAGAGAAGAAAGAGGAGCCCAAGAAGGAGGAGAAGAAGGAGCCCCACGAGCAAAUGAUAGCGGACAUGGUGAGAGCAUACAAGGCCUACAACCCACACAUGACCACCUACUACUACAUGCACAGCGCCGAAGAGAAUCCAAAUUCUUGCAGCAUCCUGUGAUCAUCGUCGCGUCGCCAGAAAAGAACCAGAAAAGAAGAAGAAGAAGAUGGCAUAAUAACUCCGUGGGGCGAUUUCCCUCGACGACUCUGUGGAGUGACUAGUCGAAACUCUGCUACUUGGCUUGAAGCAAAGUGUGUGUAACGUAUUCGAGGUGGCCCUGUACAUAUGGCUAUGUGGUGAUGAUGAUGAUAUGGGCAAAUAAAGUGAUCAGUUUUGAUUCCUUGUCAA